AGUAGACGAAACGAGAAAGUGAGAUCGAGAGAGAGAGCACGAAGAGCCUUUUUCAUGUGAGGCACAUGCAAAAGAGACAGUCUUCAGCCAUAGAAGAGAGAAAGAGUGUGUGUUUCCCCUUCCCUUCUGAACUCUUGUUGUCAAAGUUUUGAAGGGAAAGGGGCGAUGGAGGAGAAAAAGCAACUCCAACUCCAAGAACUCUUGAGAAUUCCGAGAUUUGUGCAGCAAUGGUACCUUCUAAUCCUGCUCUUGAUGAUCUCUUCCACCGCUCGAGCUUUCGAUUACAGAGCUGCUCUGACAAAAUCUCUACUCUACUUCGAAUCUCAACGUUCGGGACGGUUACCUUACAACCAACGAGUCACCUGGCGAGACCAUUCUGGCCUCACCGACGGCUUAGAACAAGGAGUAGACUUGGUGGGAGGGUACUACGAUGCCGGCGAUCACGUCAAGUUCGGGCUUCCAAUGGCCUUCACAGUGACGAUUCUAUCAUGGACUGCCAUCGAAUACGGCGAACAGAUCGCCGCAGUUGGGGAGUACGAACACGCACUCGAAGCAAUCAAAUGGGGAACUGAUUAUCUUAUUAAAGCUCACACUCAUCCAAAUGUUUUGUGGGCCGAGGUAGGUGACGGAGACACCGAUCAUUACUGCUGGCAGAGACCAGAGGACAUGACAACUUCUCGACAAGCUUACAAGAUCGACGAGAACAACCCUGGUUCGGAUCUGGCAGGCGAAACAGCGGCUGCCAUGGCUGCCGCAUCCAUCGUUUUCAGGAAAUCCAAUACACAUUACUCUCACCUGCUUUUACAUCACGCCCAACAGUUAUUUGAGUUUGGAGACAAGUAUAGAGGGAAAUACGAUAGCAGUUUGGGAGUGGUGAAGAGUUAUUAUCCAUCAGUGAGCGGUUACAAAGACGAGUUGUUAUGGGCAGCUGUGUGGCUUUACAAGGCCACCGACAAGGUGGAUUACUUGAAAUACUUUAUCCACAACGCUCACAAUUUCGGUGGAAUCGGUUGGGCCAUGACCGAGUUCAGCUGGGACGUCAAGUAUGCUGGUGUUCAGAUUCUUGCUUCUAAGUUAUUGAUGGAAGGAAAUCUCAAGGAACACAAUCACAUACUUGAACUGUACCGAUCGAAAGCCGAACAUUAUUUAUGUGGAUGCCUUAACAAAAGCAACGAAGACAAUGUCGAACGAACUCCGGGAGGUCUCUUAUACGUCCGUCAAUGGAACAACAUGCAAUACGUAUCCACGGCGGCGUUCCUUCUCACUGUUUACUCAGACUACCUUCAUAACUCAAAUCAGAAGCUUCACUGCCAGAGAGGAGAGAUGGAGGCCCAAGAACUCAUCACCUUUGCCAAAGCCCAAGUAGAUUAUAUAUUGGGCUCCAAUCCAAUGGGUAUGAGCUACCUAGUUGGGCAUGGAUCAAAGUAUCCCAGUAGAGUACACCACAGGGGCUCAUCAAUGGUAUCAUAUAGAGAGAACAAAGGGUUCAUAGGGUGCACACAAGGGUACGAUAAUUGGUACGGCCGGGUCGAACCUAACCCGAAUGUCCUAGUAGGGGCCCUAGUUGGUGGGCCUGACUGCCAAGAUAAUUUUGGUGACCAAAGAAGCAAUUACAUGCAAACUGAGGCCUGCACUUACAAUACCGCUCCAUUGGUAGGAGUUUUUGCAAAGUUGCAUCAAUUAGAGAGGCAAAACAUCUCUUAUUCUUAUACUUCAUCUUUAAUUUCUUCUUUCUAGGAGACAAUUCCUGUAGAGCUGCUUUAGUGCUAGAAUCAAGGUUUUCUAGCCAAAUUU
Molecule: messenger RNA, 1794 nt
Organism: Telopea speciosissima
Lineage: Eukaryota; Viridiplantae; Streptophyta; Magnoliopsida; Proteales; Proteaceae
Product: endoglucanase 11-like
Exons: 5
Coding region: 166-1737 (523 amino acids)
Biological process (GO): carbohydrate metabolic process
Molecular function (GO): hydrolase activity, hydrolyzing O-glycosyl compounds
Source: RefSeq, a predicted model, not a curated record